AUCUGUGGCUGUCAUUUUCAUUCAUCGUGAAAAAUGCAGAAAUGCAAGUUAGGUAUUUGCUAUUUAUUGUAGAUAUCUUGUUAAAUCUAUUAUAUCUCGCGCUCGAUUGCAUACAUUCUGUAGCGAGAGUAAUACUAGUGGCUAUUUUUCAUGUAAAUAUGAAUGAAACAUCAAAAACUCGGAAGCGAAACAACAAAGAAAUAACUAACCAAACAAUCGCAAAGAAGAAUGCUAUCGAUGCAAACUGGCUGCAGCUUCUGUCUAAUCCUAAAUUAAUGAGUAACAAUAACGAAGAAAAAGUAAAAGAAACUGUAGAAAAAAAGGUAAACUACACGGGAACAUUUCGUCGUGCUAGGAAGAAAAAGAAACACAUUGAGAUGCCUUCUAGUUCAGUUCAAAAACAAUUAAAAACACUAGACAUAAACACCGAAACUGAAAACAAUCUUCUAGAAAACGCAGAAGUUAAACUGAACAGUAGUCAACCUGAAGAAAAUCGUCAGGGUACUAAGAAGAAUAAUCUUACAAAAUUUAUUGCCAUAGACUGUGAAAUGGUUGGUAUAGGUUAUGAAGGUAGAGAUCAUAUGUUAGCCCGCGUUUCAUUAGUAAACAAAUUUGGUGAUUGUAUAUACGACAAAUUUGUGAAACCUCGGGAGGAAGUCGUAGAUUAUAGAACUCCGGUGAGCGGUGUCCGGAGAGAAGAUUUAAUUAAUGCCGAAGAAUUCUCAGUAGUUCAGAGAGAAGUGGCCGAAAUAUUGAAGGGACGAAUUCUUGUAGGUCAUUCUAUAAAGAAUGAUUUGAAUGUUUUGUUUUUAUCACACCCUAAAAGGAAUAUUAGAGACACAUCAAAAUACAAACCAUUUAGAAAAAUAACAAAAGGCAGUUCACCAUCCCUGAAAGUUCUGGCAAAGGAAGUUCUCGGUAUAAAUAUACAGUCUGGUGAACACAGCUCAGUAGAAGAUGCCCAAGCAGCCAUGAAACUCUACUGCACUGUAGCUAAAAACUGGGAACAAAUAAUGAACGAGAAAAGAAGAUAGUGUUAUAGAAUUUAGCUUAUUAACUUAAUGAGGGCCAGUUACACCUGUGGCACUUUGGAAGAUGUCUAGUGUCUACCAACAAGCAUAAUAUUUUGUAGUACUAUUUUGCGUUCCUAGGUGUGACCCUAAGGGAAGCCAAACAAGCAUAAUUUUGUAAGUCAUGAUUAUGAAAAAUUAUUUACUCACAAGUCACAACUCACCAAAUUACACUUGUUUGGCUUCACCCUAAGACAUGACGAAUUUUUUACUAAAACAAAAUGGUUUUUAUUUUACUAGAUGUAUAGUUCUAAAAAUCAAUGAAAUUUCUUUCUUUAGUUAAAUAUAUUGAUUGACCACAGACAAAAUUUUCAUGAUGCUCUGAACCACAACACUAGUCAAAAAAAAUCCACAAAAUUUGUGACCAGUCAUGUGGUUUAGAGCAUAGACAUGUGAUAAAAAUUGUUUAGUAACAUGACCUCGAUGUAAGUUGAUUUUGUCAAAUAUUUUUCUUAACCCGACAUCAGUCCUAUAUAGUCCGUCAAGAAA
Aricia agestis (brown argus) is the source of this 1559-nucleotide messenger RNA. RefSeq names its product RNA exonuclease 4. The transcript is spliced from 2 exons. NCBI's taxonomy places the organism in Eukaryota, Metazoa, Arthropoda, Insecta, Lepidoptera, Lycaenidae. The record is from RefSeq and is a predicted model, not a curated record. Gene Ontology annotation, biological process: rRNA processing. Bases 42 to 1034 code for a protein of 330 amino acids. Gene Ontology annotation, cellular component: nucleus. Gene Ontology annotation, molecular function: nucleic acid binding; 3'-5' exonuclease activity.